AUGGUUAGAUUCGUCACAUGCUCGUCUUCAAAACUAUACGAUUGGGGAAAAACGGAUGACGAACUAAAAUUUGAAGCUUAUGAACAAUUGGAUAGCCAUGAUAAUGAUGAAGAAGUAUCAUCUGCUUUUAAUUAUAACAGUUACGUUAAACAAACACAAAAACCGAUACAAAAUUCCAAUUUUUAUUUGAUAACUGAUAUUGGCUCUGAACAUGGUUAA
Messenger RNA from Didymodactylos carnosus, 219 nucleotides. Lineage: Eukaryota; Metazoa; Rotifera; Eurotatoria; Philodinida; Philodinidae. The record is from the annotation of a GenBank genome assembly.